UGUACGUGCUCCUCUUCUCUCGAGUUCUGGUCGCAUUGACCGCGGUUCGUAGUCGCGCUCUCGCGAUCUCCUUGCGGAAGGUGCAUGCGUGCGCGCGCGCGCACGGUCCUCGUAAUAGAAGGCCGAUAUGGAAAAUGAUCGGACGAUACGAGAGAUCGUGCUGCUACGGAUUCAUCUUAAACGACGUGAAUUCUUCAACGAGUAAUAUACAAGAUCGUCGAGGAGAAGGUGCUCAGGAUGAGCGGCUCUCAGCAAGAAAAUGCGGCGACCAUCGUCUGCAGGGAGGUUUUCGACGAGACUUCUCACCCCUCCAACGAAGAGGUACUGGAUUAUGCCAAGAGACUCGGAAUCGACCCAGAUACCGAAGCACAUUUACUCCCUCUGGCACGCGAAGGACUUAUGGCUGCCCUUCCAAAGGGCUGGAUACCAUGUUACCACGAAACCAGUGGUGCUUGGUAUUAUUAUCAAGCUUCUACCAGCACAACCACAUGGGAACAUCCCUUAGAUUCAGUAUAUAGGGAACUCGUCGAUCAAGUCAGAAGUGGUAAUCGACAGAUGAGCGUUGAGGAAGACUCGAAGACAACCGCGAAAGAUUUGGAGUCCCACGAGGAGGCAACUUUGCCUAAGGAAGGAAAUAUCUCGCGAGAAAAUACAAUCUUGAAAACGAAGAUCCCGACAAAGUUGGCACCAUUGAGAAAGAUCGAUAGAAGUCAGGAUGGAAGGAAGAAAGAAGAGAGAAUUCGUUCUCGACGAGAGAGCGAUACCAAAUCGGAUAUUAUCUCUUCCUUGUCGACCGAUCGAGCAGCCAGAGAUUAUACGAAUCUUAAGUUCCAAGAUCCUAACUUUUACGAAUGUCCUAAAUUGUUAGACAACGUUAGUAUGGCUGGUAGCACGGAGACUACUCCGAUCACUACGCCUAAGAAAGAAUUGGAUUUGAAGGAAGUACUGAAAAGAUCCGAGUCACUUAGUCCAAGACACGAGAAAGAUUGGGAACAACUUUCUAGUAAGUUUAGUUCGGAAGAGAACAUCAUUGAUAUCGAUAAGCUCAGCGCCAGUGCUCUGGCCAGAUCUGAAAGGACUGAGAAAUUCGACAAGGAGAAACAUCCGAGCCAGUUGGGCCAACAAAAGGAAUUAACAUUAAGCGGAGGUGGUUCGAUGUUUCUAAAGAGUAAUCGCAGCAGAGAUACCACACCUAGUCAAGACAGUGCUAAAUUAGAGGAUUUCCGUGUCGGUGCUGAAGUCGUUGUCCCGGAUGCACUCAAGUCCAUUUUGAGAGAGAAACAAUCGGAGGAUGACGAGAGGCCGUUGGACGAGGAACGGAAGAGUGUACGAUUCGAUCUUGAGAAAGAAGUCGACAUUAAGUUCACUUAUUCUGGAUCGGAAGACGAAUGGGAUUCCGGAUCGGAAGAACAAAAUCCACCUAUCUCGGCCACUACUACGGUUGAUCGUCAGUCGACAGGCUCGGAAACGUCGGCUUGGAAAACGACUGCUCGUUCUUUCGACGAAGACAACAAAGUUGACGUCGAAGAGACUAACGUGAGAAAGAGUACGCUCUUUACCAAACUACAACCUUUACCAAAGAGUAGCAAAAUCGUUGGGAAGAGAUUCGUCGUUAGAAACGUUUCCGAAAGCGAGCAUCGUACUCAAAUGAAUGCGAACGAGACGUCGUCUAUCAAAGUUGAAGAAAUCGAACAGAACGUUCAAAACAGUAGCAACAAGUUCGAGAAUAUUAAAAAUAUCGACGUGAUAUCAAAAAGCGAGACAGAGUCGAGUAUAACAAGAAAUACGGACUCGACUAGCGUACCAGAAAAAACGUGGAAGACUACUGUUAGGCUACGCAAAAAUAGUGUAAAUGGGAGUUUUGAUCUCGCUAGGAUCGAACGAGAACUUGAGAGUUCUCAUCGUCCUGGGAAAUCCAAACUUGAACAUUCGAGAAGCUUCGAGGAUACGAAAAUGAAUUUAACCAAGGAACAUGAAAAAGAAAUGGAAGCUUUGAAGAAAGAGUUUGAAGAAAAACUUGAACAAGCUAGAAAAGAAUUCGAAGAGAACCUUCGGGUUAAGAAAGAAUCCCUUAGGCGUAACUUUGAAGAGAAAUUGAUUGAAUUUAAACGAGAAAUGGCUGAGAAGGAGGAACAAGAAAUACAAAAAUUGAUAGCAGGAAUGGACGAAUCAAGAGCGGAAAAUUUGAAGAAGGUUAGAGAAGAAUUAGAAGUUUGUUACGAGAAAGAACGUUUAGAGAUAUUAACCAGCUUAAAAACCGAACUGAAUGAAAGAAAACGCGAACUUCUCGAGUUAAGAAAUCAAGAAAUGGAGAAGCUCGAGAGCGAGCAUGAACGUGAUCUCGGUGAAGAAAAACUUGCGAAGUUGAACGAGUUUGAGUUGAAUAAGCAACAGAGUGAAAGAAUCGAGGCAUUGAAAAAGGAACUGGAUAAGGAGUUUGAUGAUGUCAGAACUGAACUAAGAAUGCAGCAGAGGGAGAAAAUAACAAAACUUACGGAGGAACACGACAAGUGUCUUGCCGAGAUCCUGCGUGACUUUAGAAUCGACGAGGGUCUUGCUCGUAAGAUGUACAAACAACGGUUAGAGGAAAUCCGUGCUGAUUUUUCUCGAGACGUUGAAAAGGAAGCUAGAAAGCAGACCGAACUUGCCAUUCAACAAGAGUGUAUGGACUUCGAGAAGAUGCGUUGCGAGAAACGUCUACUGCAGGACAAGUAUAUGGCCUUGAAAGAGAAAUACAUGAAGUUGAAGAACGAUGUAAGGCUAACCGUUGAGAGAAGGAAUAAGAGCAGAGGUGGAUACACCACAGCAUCGGAAACGGAGAGAUCGAAAACUGAGAAGACUGAUUCGUCCGAUCAAAAUACCCCGCUGAGGAGCACACAUUCAACGAAUUCCGUGGCAAACGCUAAACCGACAGAAGUAGUAGCUCGGACAGCAACAAACGAGAAGAGUCAGAGCUUAAACGAAAGCGAGGAUUCGAAAAGCGCGGCCAAAAGCAGCCAGGGGUUUCGAGGUGUUGUUUCCACCAAUAGCGUGCCUUCUUCGAAGAACGCCGCGAAAUUUGAAUCCGACGACACUACUACAGCGAGUGAAACGAAUGCGAACACAAUGAGAAGACGUAAAAGUCUUGGAAGAAAGACUAUUUCUAAUAGCAAACAACAAAACGCUACUCCUAAUACCACAGGCAACAACAAUAACAACAAUAAUCUCGAUAAUCCCGUAGAAAAUAUCAGAAAACAAUUGGAGAAGCUUGAACAUCUUGGCGAUCAAUUGCCAAGCAACGAAACGGCCUACACGCUUCGAUAUCCUUUCCAGGAUAAAGCACCAGCGAAUGCCUCCUCGGAGUUAGAAUUCUUUCGGCAUCGGAUACACGUGGAAAGGGAUUCAGUAAGAAGGGCUAGAGAAGCAUUGAAACAACAGAGGAAUGCUUUUCAGGGUAGACAGAGAGCUUUGAAACAACGAAGUGCUAGAGCUACGUUAGAACAGCUAGUCCAGGAAGAACGUGAACUCUCCGACAUGGAAGUCAGCUUACAUCGUACUAGAAGUCUUUUAGGCGAGAAAGUCAUUCAUUUGAGACACUUGGAACAGUCUUUAGAAAGAGUAGCAAAUGCUAAAAGAAACGAAAAUGAUGCUACGUCGACAAAGAAUGACGAGUUGACCUUAAGCGACAUGUCCAGCGCCAGUAGCGGCUUCAGUUCGACAGAUAUUGGAACUGAUACUUUUAUAGAUAAGCCAGAUCAUUAUCAAGAGUCAACAGAGAUAAUCGCUAAUUUAGAGAAUCUCAACUCUGAGAUACGUGAGAUUUGGAGUGUCCUGAAUAAACGUCAAGAUAGCAAUAUUCCACCACCACCGACUUUGAUGUAUUCCUAUUUAAGAUGGUUACGUCUUCAUCCUCUCACUGCUUCAACGACCAAUAUACAAGGAACCUUUGGCACUCCGAACAUCCAAUCAAAUAUCUUGUCUCAAUUGACCGCAGCGCAACCACCAACAACAACAACUACUCAAAACAUAAUCGCUCAAUAUGGUCCUAAUAGUGGGUUCACCACAAGCGUUGGAAACACCGUUGAAAAGAGUUCUUCAAAUUUGGCUGAUAGAACUCGAAAUCUCAGGGAUUGGUUAAGACAAGCUCGUGUCGAGACAACCGACAUGAUUGGCCCUGGACAAGCAACCCUCUAAAGAAGAAGAAAUCUUAUUUCACGAAAACAAACAUACUUCUUCCUCGUAUAUCUCUUAUCCGUAGCUGUGAAAUUCUUACUUCGAUAUCGUUUUCGAAAAAUGUUGUUGCUGAUUAGUUCCUCGACUAUUUCGCUAAUCGAAUCUCUUGAAUUAGACGACGAAUUAGACGAUUUACUUGAAUUAAGUUAGAGAAAGGGUGAACGAUACUAUUUUAUGAUUGAAAUAGUUCUGACACAAACACACACAUAUGCAGACAGAUAUAAACAGACUAACUUAUCCGAUAAAAUAGUAUGAUGUGAAUCUUCGACAAAGCGUGAUCGCGUCGAUCGUUUCUUAAAGUCAUCAAUAUGGAACAUAGUUGAGAGCGUAAUCACGUUUUUAAUUCCGAUUGAACGACGAUUUGGAAAGGGAGAUAUACGCUGUUAAGUGCAUUAUAUUUUAUGAUGAUACUUCUCUAUUAUAAUUCUAGUCGACAUUUAAAAAAAAAAAAGAAAGAAAAGGAGGCUGUAAAUACCAAUAUUUUCGAUACUAUUUCAAUCCUGAAAUAGAGCCUUAACCACCCAUUAAAUAUGUCACUGUAAUACACUGUAUGAAUGUAACGUUUGUAUCAUUUACUUAUCAGUAUACAUAUAUAUAUGUAUAUAUAUAUAUAUAUAUAUAUAUAUAUAUAUAUAUAUACAUGUAUAUAUAUAUAUACAUAUGUAUACAUAUAUAACGAAUUUAGCUCCUAGAGUUCACUGCUGCUACUACCUCAGUCGUGAAUCUUAAGUCUUUUGACUAUCGUACGAACGUGGGUGUGCCGAUUAUUAUUAUUAUCCUAUACAAAAUAAUUUUCACAAUCUCUUUCAUGUUAUCGAAUCAACGAUUUAGAAUCGCGACGUAAAAAGUGUGGAAUUAUUCUGAUAUACUUUGUGGCAGGAAUUUUCGAAUUAUUCUUAUGAUUCCUUUCACCCUCAAAGAUUUUUUAUAGAUAAAGAUAUUACUUUGAAAGACGACCUUUUUAUAAUUGGAAACAUAUAUUACAUAUAUAUAUAUAUAUGUUUCUUCAGAUAUACGCCUCUUGCGUAUAGCAAUCUGCUCUAUGUAAUAUUUUACAAGUCACAUUUUUGGAGAAUCCAUUUUUCGUGUAACACGUACGAUCUCUCGUAAGAAUGUAGAUAUUACGAUACAUAUGUACGAAGAGUCAAGGACAAAAGUCAAUUACUUUUUAAAUAUGUUCUUUCUUUUUUUUUCGUUCGUUAUCAUUCAUGCGAUAAUUUAAUAUAAUUACGUGUAAGAUCAGAAAAAAACAAGUGCCUGGUUUGUUUGAUUUAACGAGAAAAAUUUUUCAAAUAAUUAAAAAUGAAAAUCAAUUCAAAUUGACUUUAGUUCUUGGUUGCUCGUAUUAAUUGUUCUAACAAAUUUCUAUGCCCAUUUACUUGUAAAUAGAAAUCUUCUCGAAAUGAUAAAUGAUCGAUCAAAACUUUGUCACGAUCUAACGAAUCUUUUUCCAAUAGUCUCGUUGUGUAUAUAUAUUUUUAUGAUCGAAUCAUUCUCAGUAUAUUGUUGUAUGUAUAAUAUACAUAUAUACAUAUAUAUAUGUAUGUGUGUGUACGUAAGAGAGAGAGAGAGAGAGAGUGAGUCAGACGGUUUUGCAAGUUAAAAAAAUCCUUUUAUUUAUUCGAUCGUUCGAUUUUUGGUAUCGUUCGUAUUUGAGAAAUCUAUUCGAUGUUUUUUUAAUUAUAAAUUAUUAGUGAAAAAAUAAAACGAAAUGAGGGAUAUGUUAUAAGUAUGAUCAAAAAGAAUCAAACAUAUAUAUACUCGUAGAUAUCUUUUUUAUACCCAUAACUUGUUUGUAUAAAUAUCGAAAUGAUUUCUUUUCGAACGUAAAUAUCAAUCAAAUCGCCUAAUUGAACGCGAAUCGAUUAUAUCUCAGGUACGAAAAAAUAUCGUUUCGUUAAAAAUCAUAAAAUUAAUACGUAAAUAUAUAUAUACUUUGAUCAACGUCCCUCGCAAUAUAUAUAUAUAUAUAUAUAUAUAUAUAUAUAUAUAUAAAUAUAUCUUACUGAUUGAUCGUUCUAUUAAAAAAGAACGUUACAUUAUAUUCCGAACAUAAUAAUUAAUCAAAGCACGUCUCUCAAUUGCCAAAUCAUAGCGACUAGAAAAACUAAUAAUAAUAUAUCAGUUUAACGUUUUAAUCGUUUAAAAAAAAAAUAAAACAACCAUAACACGAAAUAUAAAAGAGAAAUUAAUCCAAGUAUUAAUAUUGCCAAAUGUUUUUUCAAUUUGAUUGAGUCUUCGAUUGAGAUUAUACGGUGACUAACUUUCGAUAUACUGAUUAGAUUUUGAGAUUAGAAAGUUUCAUAGUGCAAACCUAAGAUGCGUAGAUCCUAGGUCACAAUAAUCGAGAUCUCAUUAAAAAUAUGUAAUGCGUAAUGUAAUUAGGAAUCUUACACUUUGGAGCGAUGAUAAUUAUUAACGGUUAAUAAGAAACUGAUUAGAUAAAGAAAAGAGAGAGCGAGAGAGAGAAAGAGAGAGAGAGAGAAUAAUAAGGAAGUAUAAAAGAAAAAAAAUUCUUUCUAGUCAAAAUAUCUAAUGAUUUCUAUGUCGUUUGUAUGUAUGUUUAUAUUUCGUAUAAAUUAAACAACGACCGAAUUAGAAUGCUUUGUAACAUAUAUAUCAUUUAGUAUCUCAACUUCAAAGUAUAGUUCUUCAUAUCAGUGCCGUCCUUAGUAUUUCUUAUGUUCAUCUUAUUUAUAUAAGUAUAAGCAAUUGGAUUAGGAUUAUUAGAACUUUAUUUUAAAUAUGCAAAGAUUAUUAAAACAAAACAAAAAUUAAGAUCUACGUAUCGAUAUUAUUUAAAUUUCGACAGUAAAAGCACAGUUUUGAUGUGACAAAUCCUCUUGACAUCUGAAUCGAUGAAAAAUUCUGUACAAAGUGAAUAUGAAACAUUAGCGUCCGUAAGAGAAUGAAGUAAACAAAAAAAUAAUAAUAGA
This is a messenger RNA of Vespula vulgaris, 7148 nucleotides long. It is a transcript of the gene Cep164, whose product is annotated as golgin subfamily A member 4. The record is from RefSeq and is a predicted model, not a curated record. The coding region runs from base 238 to 4173 and encodes 1311 amino acids. NCBI's taxonomy places the organism in Eukaryota, Metazoa, Arthropoda, Insecta, Hymenoptera, Vespidae. Gene Ontology annotation, molecular function: protein binding. The transcript has 11 exons.